Mollisia scopiformis is the source of this 6722-nucleotide messenger RNA. RefSeq lists its product as uncharacterized. The record is from RefSeq and is a predicted model, not a curated record. Gene Ontology annotation, biological process: termination of RNA polymerase II transcription. Gene Ontology annotation, cellular component: nuclear body. The transcript has 5 exons. NCBI's taxonomy places the organism in Eukaryota, Fungi, Ascomycota, Leotiomycetes, Helotiales, Mollisiaceae. Gene Ontology annotation, molecular function: transcription termination site sequence-specific DNA binding; helicase activity. Bases 329 to 6349 code for a protein of 2006 amino acids.
GUAAAAGAUUCUGAACUCCAACUACAACCUCCAAAAUUGAACACUACAUAGGCGGUGACUACGGCGUGAUUCACUCAUUCGCCUAGUUCCGAGAUUUCCUUACUUGACCUCUCGCUACUCCUUUCUCCAUCCUUCCUUCCUUCCUUUUUUAAUCAUUCCGCAGGACAACGAAUACUUACCCAGAUUUAGGACCGUCACCUGUAAAGACAGAAUCUUCGUCGCAACUUCCGUCCUUCUUCUCACUUCCGUGCUUCUGCUCUAGAUCGCACAUAGAUAGUCCGUCGACAUUGUCCGAUGAGGUCCUUAUAGGACACAACAAUCGAUCAAGAUGAGGGAGGAAGCGGAGAUCAUGGACGAGAUCCAUGGGCUCGACGGGGAUCUCAAGAGCUUCGACCCCCAAGCCCAUUGGUUCUGUCCACGACGCAAUGACGACGAUCCAGUCGACUACGAUAACCCUGACGAAGAAGAGGAUAUGAGCUUCGAGACCAAGAAAGAACUCAUAGCAGACUGGAAGAGCCGGCAAGCAGUUGCAUACAAAUACUCCCUGAUCCUUGGAUUGGGGGCUGAGAUUUCUGGGAGGUUGCUUGACGCAUAUACCAAGAGACUCAAUGAGCUUCUGACCUCUUGCGACAAGUGUGUACACAACUGGCAUUUGGGAAGGAAGGCAUACCUGAAGGAACUCUCGGGGGACAGUCAAUUCGACGAAUACAUUGUCGCCGCACUUUCGAGUCGACUGGAUCGUUUAGACUUCGAAAGAUUGGAUAGAGGUCUCGCAAUUGCCGAGGAACUCCUUAGAAAGGCCGAACCAGCUCAACGCAAUCAAGCUCUCUUGGCCAAGCAUGAUACAUCGGCUUUGUUGGCUCUCUACGAGGCGCUCUGCUGCAUCAAUUACCAUUCAGACGACGACAGACUCGCAAAGCAUUUCGAUUACGUUUUCGAGCAAGCACAGGGCAAGAAAGUCCUCCGGAUUGGCGAUAUAUUACCUGCUAUGGCUCGAUUUCUUUUCAGCAGAAACCCUGUCAGACAGAAAUUUGCUACAUACGCGUGGAUGAAGAUGAAUGCUACACUCACAGAGCCAAUUUUCGAAUGGGUCAUUCAUGAUGUCCUCGAGCAAGCUAUCAUUCUGGUUUCUCACCCUCAUGCCGACCCGGAGGACAUUCUGCGCUUCUGGGCCGGAUUUCUGUCUAUACUUGAGAAAAUGAAUGAAAACAUGAUUAGGGAGUGGCUUCGAGCCAUGCAGGUUCAGCCGGACGUUUACAGACUCGCCCUUCAACAUCUCGCUAGCAGCUCUGAGAGAAUUGUUGGCCUUGUCGUCAACGCUUUACGGAAGCUCCUCAUCAAGGCCCCGAAAGACUUUUGGGAAGCUCUGGGUACAAUAUCAGCACAUACAGUCGUCGAUCUGAUAUUUCAGAGUCCAGGGUUUGAGAAAAUGCUCAACAAUCCCGAGUCGUGGGAUGUCUUCGAACAUUCGCUAGCCGUUUCCUGGAUCCCUGUGUUACUGAGGUCUAUUGGUCCAGAUUCCCAAUAUGAAGCUUGCCGAAAAUUGCUCGACACCCUCUUCUUCAAAUUCCAGAAUGAGCGCAAGUUUGCUGAAGAGACUAGACUUGCUUGCUGCCGAGCUGGUUUGGAAGCAUUGCAUGUUACUUUGCAGACAUUUAUCACGCCAGAUUACAAGGUCGAUGCUUCUCAUUCCCUGAUCACCAUAAGCAACGUUAUGGGCUUGGUACAUCACUUCAGAGACACGAUCAUUGGAUGCGCCGACCUGGAUUUGAACACAGAUCUUGCAACACCAUCCGAACUGAAAGAAGUGGGUAUGUUGGAUAUCAAAGAUGCUCUAGCUCUCGAUUGCAAAGCUAUUGGAGCCGAGUACUACGCAUUGGACAAUGGUAGAAAACUUCAGCGUGGUAACAGGACCGAUUCCCAGGAGAUUUGGCAAGCUGUGUUGGAUAUCUUCAGACCUGGUAACCUCGAGCUUGUCAAGAGCAUCCUUCCCGCGCUUAUACCACUCACUGGUGUCGAUAUCUUAAGGCCUGAAGACAAACGCCAUCCCGAAAGACUGCCAAAGGACCACCAAGCCUUCAACAAGGACCUACGAGAAUUGUUCGAUAAUAUUGCCAAAGUCCUUGAACGUUUGAGCGAUUUCUCUUCCCGACAUUUGUAUCGGCUCAUGGAGGAUAACGCAACUGCUCGCACCCUGAUUGCAUCUUUGAUCUCGGCGGAUGAGGGUAUCAGUGGUGCUGCGGUUGAGAUUAUCAAAGUCAUGACAGAUCAAGAGAGCAAGAGCGACGCUUUCGAAAACCUGCUGUCUACGCACUUGGCUCAGACUCUUACCUACAUGACAUCAGCUAUCAAACGUGUUAGCAAUUCGAAAACCUUUGGACCAGUUCCACACAUGAUCAAGAGUAACAGGGAUAUCCUUCGAGGUCUUUGUGGAACCACAGGUGUACUCCGCAGUCGUUCGAUGUUUCAGCAAGAGGAAAAGAGUGCAGUUCUGGGUUGGUGGAUUAUGCUAUGGCAUGCUCUCGAUGUUGUGUUUUCCCAGGCGGAGGCAUGGGCUCCUCGAGUUGACCAGUCUACUACAUAUAUGCAAAAUUUUCUUCGCGAUUGUAUGGAAUUUGCGGAAUCUCUAUUCGACAACCAUUCCAUCAUCGCUUCCGUUUUGAGGGAGAGCAGUUCUUCAGAGUUCGAUUCAGAGUCGGAAGAAUCAACAUCUGAGAAGGCCGGAAACAAGAAGGUCUUGGAAGUCAUCUGCCGGAACAUCAAUGGCUUGGUGCGGAUGAUCAGAUUGAGAGAUGCAUAUCUCAUCAGUGUCAUCACGAGUCUAAUCGGGAAGCUCCUUCGCUGUCUUGGAGAAUACGAUAUUGAAGUGACCCAAUUUGCUUCGAGUUAUAUCAGAGAUUCAUGCAAGCGUGAAGCCGACAGAGGUUUUAUCAGAACCAAUUUAACAUCUCAGCAAAAGGCCGAGCUACAGAGAGCACUGGAUGAAAAUGUUGGUAUUGACUUUGUCGAGGUCAGCAAGCCCACAGCUUCCAAGAAGCAAGGUACGAUUGAGUCGUGGACCAAGUCAGCAGAUGGCCAACAACAUGAGCCAAAGCUCCCAACAAAGAAAGCCGUUCCAGGAUCAAAAGCUAUCAACAGGCAUGUAGAGAAGCAUCUCGAGAUGGUUAAAGCUAGAGAAGCCAUGAAUGCACAACAGAAAGAGCAGUUCAUGUCGAACCGUAAACGAGACGCUGAAGAGACCCAGAAACGAAAGGAGGAAGCUAUUGCAAAGGCUAGAGCUCUUCGUGGCCCCAGCGCUAUUAUCAAGGGAGAGGGAUCUGGUCUUAAGGACAUUGGCGGUGUGGCUGGCAAAGAUCAUGCACCAGCUCGCAAUGAAAUCAUGGUCGGCUCUUCUGACGAAGAAUCUGAUGAGGACGACGAUGAGGACGAGACGAACGCCUUGGUCAAGAGACGAAAGGAGACCUCUAAGAAGGUUACUGAGUACGAGGAGAGCAAACGCCGCGCUUUUCAAUUGGCACAGCAAGGACCAGUCAAGAAGACAAAAAUCCAGCGUUCGGCCAAAGACCAACGUGCUCGUGUAGAUCCUGAUAUGACCAAGCUGUACCUGGAGAUCCUGAACUGGGACAUCUUCCACCCUGGCGAUGCUCCACCUGGUGAAAAUCAGUGCCGAAAGAUCGAUAACAAGUAUCAAGAUCUCGAUCUCUAUAAGAGAACUUUCGGUCCACUGCUCAUCUCCGAAGUCUGGCGAUCUCUUGUCACAGCUAAGGACGAGAACAACUACAAGGCUGUCGAGGUCAAAGUCCUCAACCGCGUUAGCGUUGACAAGUUCUUGGAAGUCAGCACAACUAUGCCUAUUGCCUACAACAAAGAUCUCAAGAUGUCCGAACGAGACAUUGUUCUGUUUUCCAAAGAUUCUGAUCCACUCAACAGUCCUCAAGCACCGCACUGCCUUGCUCGUGUGGAUCGCACUACACGCAAGAAAGACGCAAUUGAGAUCACGUACCGUAUCAGCAGAGAUGUUGAUCCAACAUUCUUGCCGUCUUUCGUGCCAAAUGGCAAGGUUUUUGCUCUGAAGAUCUGCGACAUGACUACGACUCAGCGAGAAUUUGCGGCUUUGAGCAGUUUGGAGUAUUAUGAUUUGUGCACGGAGGUGCUCGAAGCAAAGCCGUCCCCGUUGCUGAAGUAUCCAGAAGAGAAGAUUUCUACCAUUUCCUCUAAAUACAGUCUUAACCGUGGUCAGGCCAAAGCUAUCUUGUCUGCUAAUGACAAUGAUGGCUUCACUUUGAUUCAAGGGCCUCCCGGAUCUGGAAAGACGAAGACUAUCGUCGCAAUGGUUGGAGCACUUUUGACUCCCACUUUGCAGCAGCAACAAGCAGACCAGGCCCGGGUACGAGCUCCGACAAAUGGACAGCCUGCUAAAGCACCACCACCAAAGAAGAAGCUUCUUAUUUGCGCACCCAGUAACGCCGCCGUCGACGAGUUGGUCGUACGAUUGAAGGAAGGUAUUCAACCCCUCAAUGGACCUCGACAGAAGAUCAACGUCAUCCGUAUCGGUAGAAGUGAUGCUAUCAAUGCUGCUGUGAAGGACGUCAUGCUUGACGAACUGGUCCGAAUCAAGCUUGAAGGCGAUGACAGCGAUAAGAACAAGCUUCUCCAGGCUCGCGACUCUUUGCAUAAAGAGGCAGCACAGGUUAAGGAGCGAUUGAACGUUAUUCGACCACAAAUGGAUGAGGCGCAGAAAGAUGACAACCCCACCAAAAUCCAGAAUCUGCGUCGAGAAUUCGACCAAUUGAAACGCCGACAAGCUCAAUUGGGCUCUAAAAUCGACGAGGAUAAGGAGAGUGGAAUGACAGUCUCUCGUCAGAAUGAGAUCAGUCGACGAAAAUUCCAGCAAGAAAUCAUCGACGGUGCUCACGUUAUUUGCUCCACUCUCAGUGGUAGUGGUCAUGAUAUGUUCAAGAAUCUCGACGUCGAUUUUGAGACAGUCAUUAUUGAUGAGGCCGCUCAAUGUAUUGAAUUGAGUGCAUUGAUCCCACUGAAGUAUGGAUGCUCAAAAUGUAUCCUCGUUGGAGAUCCAGAGCAACUUCCGCCAACUGUCCUGUCCAGAUCUGCUCAGAGCUUUGGAUACGAGCAGAGUUUGUUCGUCCGCAUGCAGAAGAACCACCCUAACAAUAUUCACUUGCUCGACACGCAAUACCGCAUGCAUCCUGAGAUCAGUCGAUUCCCAAGCGCUCAAUUCUACAAUAGUCGCUUGGUCGAUGGUGAUGGUAUGGCUCAGUUAAGACAACAACCUUGGCACGCAAGCACGAUACUAGGUCCGUAUCGCUUCUUCGAUGUUGCGGGUUUUCAGACCAAGCAAGCACAAGGACAUUCAUUCAUUAACGUUCCUGAGCUUAACGCUGCUCUUCAACUUUAUCAACGUCUCAAGACCGAUUACAGUCAAGUUGACUUCAGGGGCAAGAUUGGUAUCAUCACCAGUUAUAAGGCACAAUUGAACGAGCUCAAGGCCAGAUUCGCUCAAAGAUACACUGAUGCGAUCUUUGAUGAGAUCGAGUUCAACACAACUGAUGCCUUUCAAGGACGUGAGCGAGAGAUUAUCAUAUUCUCUUGCGUUCGAGCAAAGGCGACUGGUGGUAUUGGUUUCUUGGGCGACAUCAGACGUAUGAAUGUUGGUCUUACUCGAGCUAAAUCCUCGCUCUGGGUGCUUGGAGAUUCAAGGGCUCUCCAACAGGGUUCGUUCUGGAACGAGCUCAUUCUGGACGCCCAAAAGCGUGGCCGGUAUACGAGUGAGAACGUGAUGGAGCUCUUUUCGAGACCGACAGAACGUAAUCAAGGUCCUGUCCAAGCCGAACCUCCCCUACUUCCUGCGAAUAGUCUUCCAUCUAGAACCAUGUCGACAAGCUCAGCAUCAGGAUCAAACGGUACGUCGUUUCGACCAAAGGCCGAGGAUAACGAGGUUGAGAUGAUUGAUGCUCCUGGUCCCUCGGAGUCUCGAAAGUCUUCUUCUAGCUCUACGGCCACUGGGCCAAAGGCCAGAAAUCUUCUUGGUAUUUCAAACGUCAAGAGACCCACGGUGAAGCAAGAACCUCGCCUUGAUUUAGCUGAUGCAAGCAGCACGGCUUCCAAUGAGUUGAAUACAUUUGGGAAGCGAAAUCGUGAUGAAAGUCCGGGGCCGGAAAAGGUUGCAAAGGAUCCAAAGGCUGUUGAUCUCGAUGCUGCACUUCGCGCUCAACAGGCUAAGGCUGCUGCUCAGACUGCUCGUCCUCCACGUCCGCCUGGUGUAGCUCCUCCUCGAAAAAGACCGGCGGCAGAUCCGUUCAUUAAGCGGAAACCGCCCCCCAAGAGGUAGGUCCGACAUAUAUUGCAUUUCAGGAGUUGAAGGAGCAUGGGACAUCGAGGAAGGGAAAAUGGUGCAUUGUAGGCGCAACAUUAGUUUACUGUUCAUUGUCGGUCUCUAUGGCGUUGCAGUUCAGCGAUGCUUUUCCGCAGCAGCAUUAGAGGUAGAUAGCGAAGUGACACCACCAGCAUUUUUCUUGAAUUGGUGAUUACCUGAUAAAAUAAUGAGAUGGUCAACGCCAUGAUCUCGGACGACUGCUGAAUGUCGGGACCUUGCUUGGGACAAUUGAGCUGCACGGGUCGGAUUAGAGUUGAAGCUUGGGCUCGCUCGCUAAUCUUGCCCUGGACAGAUUUGCCUCGCAACCAUCUCCCCACCAGCAGUAAAA